Molecule: messenger RNA, 694 nt
Organism: Coniophora puteana RWD-64-598 SS2
Lineage: Eukaryota; Fungi; Basidiomycota; Agaricomycetes; Boletales; Coniophoraceae
Product: profilin
Exons: 4
Coding region: 98-496 (132 amino acids)
Cellular component (GO): cell cortex
Molecular function (GO): actin monomer binding
Source: RefSeq, a predicted model, not a curated record
CCUCUGCACUCCCUGCUUACUUACCACUCUCGCCUCCUCUACAAAACCCAUCCACUCAUCCUCCCUCCCCCAGAUCCCACUCGCUCUCCCUCUCAUCAUGUCCUGGCAAACAUACGUCGACUCCAACCUCGUGGGCACCGGCAAGGUCGCCCGCGCCGCUAUCCUCGGCCAGCAGGGCGGUGUCUGGGCGGUAUCGGCGGGAUACAACAUCGCGGCGGACGAGCAAAAGACCAUCAUCGACGCCGUCUCCAAGAUCGAGGCGUCCUUCAAGGAGAACACCAUCCCCGUCAGCUCGCUCACCCUCGCCGGGCGCAAGUUCAUCAUCACGCGCCCCGAGGCGCGCAGUCUCUACGGGCGCAAGCAGCAAGACGGCAUCGUCGUCGUGAAGACGAAACAGGCCAUCCUCGUCGCCGAGUACCAGCCGCCCACCCAGGCCGGCGAGGCCACCGUGGUCGUCGAGGGCCUCGCGGACUACCUCAUCGGCGUCGGCUAUUAGAUUGGACCAUCGCAUUGGCCCCCUCGCAUUGCCUACGCCGAUCAUCGGAUUCAUGGUGAUGGAGGAGGGCGGAAGUAUAUACACAACACAACAACAACAACAACAUGACGGUUCACGUUCGGAAGCUCGGAAGAGGACCAUGUACUAAUGUAUUCGCUCAAGUGACUCUUUGUUUUGUUAAUCAUUUGAAUGUGCUUG